CUCUUUGACAACCCCGGAAGAGAUCUGAGAGCAGCAAGGGGAGAGAAGAGAGAACAUGCAUCUGUAAAUUUGCUCAAUUUCGGGUAAAUUCGUGUGAGCGUAUUAGGACCACCAACCACGUCCUGGGGUGUCCGUGGCGAUGUUCUGUAGCUACCAGGAGAGGGAGGAAGUGGAGGAUGAGCUGUACGCCGAGUACGAGUCGGAGGGGUCGGAGGUCGACAGUGAGCUGGAGUUGCAGCUGUAUAGUCAGCUGCACUAUGCUUCCAACACGGGAGAAAGGGAGAAGGAAGGAGAGAAGGAACCCGAACACCACCAGCCUUCCCAGUCACAUGACGAGGGUGAGAACUACAUACGGCAACUCCUGAAACAUCACACAGAGCAAAGUCAGGAAGCAGCAGCGGAAAAGGAGGUGGAAGGUCGCAGGUCAACCCAGGAGCAGGUCAUUGUCAUCGACUCGAGUACCGAAGUCAUCACAAUCUCGGAGGACGACACGGACAACAGGGUGUGUCAUGUGAAAGGUCGAAGGCUGGGGCCAAAGCCACACCCCCUCAAGGCCUCGAUACUGGCCCAGCAGAAGAAGAAGAAGAAGAAGAAGAAGAGGAGCCCCAGUCUGGACUCUGUGGUGGUUCUGGUCUCAGAAGAGUCUGAAUCACAAUCAUCGCCCGGGUCGGAAUCAGAAUCCCAGCCCAAAUCCAAACCAGCGUCCGAGUCGGAGUCGGACGGCUUGGAGAGCUGGAUGAUCCUAGGAGGGGGCCGGCAGGAGGAGGACAGCAGCAUUCAGCUCAACCUGGAGGGAGGAGCCCACAGCAAUGCAGGUGACGUUGGUGGUGCAGGUGGUGUCUGGGUGGUGUCUGGGAGAGACAGAGAGGCCCAGAUCUCUAACCGAGAUAAGAAUCAGCCAUUCCGCCGGGUGUCUGCCAGGUACUACACAGAUAAGAAUGUCACCUGCAUCAACUGCAACAAGAUUGGACAUCUGUCCAAGAGCUGCUCGGAACCAAGGAAGGUGCCAUGCUGUGCACUGUGCGGGCGGUCAGGCCACCUCAUGAGGAUGUGUCCCAGCAGACACUGUAUGAACUGUGGGCUCCCAGGCCACCUGUACCAGGCCUGCCUGGAGCGCAGUUACUGGCACAAGCACUGCCAUCGCUGUGGGAUGACUGGCCACUUCCAGGACGCCUGCCCAGAAAUUUGGCGACAGUACCACAUCACGAUCCAGGCAGGUCCUCCAAAGCAGCUGCAGUCUCCGGAUAAUGGCAAAACUCCUCCCUACUGCUACAACUGUUCCAGGAAAGGACACUUUGGCCAUGACUGUUCUCAGAGGAGAAUGUUUAACGGAACAUAUCCCAGCACCCCCUACAUCAACUACUAUGACAUCAAAGGGGAUUUCAAUCGCAGAGACUACCGAAUACAGCAGAGGGUCCAAGAGCUGACAGAGGCUGGCCUGUUUCCUUCAGAGCUCCAGACUCCACACACACCAGACGGACCGCCCAAAAAGAAACAGAAAAGCUCAGCCAACCACUGCCCUAAACCCAGCCACACCCCUUACCAGAACCACAAACCAGUGCGCAUCCCUAAUCUCAUCCGUAACCAGAGACCCAUGCCUGCUCCCGGGCACAGCAAGCCAGGGCAGGCCAAAACAUGGAUGCCCAAAACCAAGAUUGCCAACAAACAGCAGCAACAUUCGAAACAAAAAAUUCCCAAACAUCUGAACACCCCCAAAAUUGGUUCUGUAGUUAAGAAACCAGCCACGUUGAUGGUGGAUGAGGCUCAGGACUUCCCUCGAGGUGGAGACCAGAAGAAGAAAAAUAAAAAGAAGAAGAAAAAGAAGAAGGAAGGUAUGGUUCCUGAAGACCCCCCUGUGUUCUUCGACACCACCCCGUCUUCCUCAAGACCCCCACGGCCUGGGCUCCACCCUCCAGAAAGACUAUUUGGGAAAGGGAAGACCAGCGCAGUGAAAAAUAAGAAGAUUAGAGCGAGAGGAAGGGACAGGAAGGCAGCUAACAUGGCCGCCAAUGAGAUGUACCCCACAGACGAAAACCUGUUCAUCAUUAAACAAAGGAAACGCCAGAGUUUAUAGGGUUAGUGACUGAAGAGAGGCUGUCUCCUGAAGGGUGUGUGCGUGUUUGAAAUCAGAAGUACCCUUACACCCAGUGUAACACUCUAGGCCUUACAUCUCCACCAGGUGGACACAGAAGGAACUACACCUAUGUCCUCAUUGCGCGUGUCAUAAUCCAAUAUAAUGGUAAUCUCAGACUAGAUCGGGGUUGGUUUUAGUCAACCUCAGUCAAAUCAACACAGACACAUUCAUUUUCAGUCAGUUAUGGGUUGUGGUCAGAAAAUGUUCAAACUUUGCUUUUAAUUUAAAGUUUGGAUUGAAAGGCCUGAAUAUGAUAUUGACUUGUUGUAGUAAUUAUGGCCCAAUAAGACGAGACAUUAAAAAAAACUUGAUCUAUGUAUGACACUCAUUUUUAACUACUCAUUGAGUGCUAUUACAUAUUUAUAAUGUGCUUUAUGCUGACUGUUAACUCUUGCCUCUCACUCAUUGAGUCAGCAUGGAAACUGAUGGCCUUACUGUAUUGUCAGACCUGGAUCAAAUACUAUUGAGAACCUUAGGUGAAUUUGAUUUGAUACACUACAUUUUUGGGCCUGUAUCAAGUGCUCCUUAAGUAUUUUAAGAAAUGCGUUUGACCCAGGUGAUUACAGUGACUUUACUUUUGUGUCAAACAGAAAAUUCACUGAAUUUAGGCCAAGCUGUGUCCUAUAACAUGGUGGUACUGCCUUUGCAGUUGCAUGAACAACGGAAUCAGCAUGUCAUCUUUCAAGAUUCAAUUAAAAUAAUUUGAUAAAUGCUUCAAGUCUGUUCGGGGCGAGUCUAUUCCACAUUAUCCAUCUAUUAAAGAUCAUUGUUUUGAC
Hypomesus transpacificus is the source of this 2910-nucleotide messenger RNA. It is a transcript of the gene zcchc7, whose product is annotated as zinc finger, CCHC domain containing 7. Gene Ontology annotation, molecular function: zinc ion binding; nucleic acid binding. Lineage: Eukaryota; Metazoa; Chordata; Actinopteri; Osmeriformes; Osmeridae. Bases 140 to 2074 code for a protein of 644 amino acids. The record is from RefSeq and is a predicted model, not a curated record. The transcript is spliced from 10 exons.